AUGGGCUCACUGGCACCAGCUUCGUGGGAGCUCAAGGCCGAGAAGUUGAGAAAGAUUCUGAAGGACUCGCUCAAUCCGAAAUGGCUUUUGGCCCCGGACGACUUACCUCCCGCGAGCCAGUUGAACGUCUCCAAGUUCAUUGACACGUGCAAGAUAUUGACUACACGAGAGCAGGAGAUCACAGCAUGCACUGGCACCGAGCUGGUCAGCCAAAUGGCUGCUGGCAAGCUUACCGCCGUUGAGACAGUGACGGCGUUCCUCAAACGCGCUCAUGUAGCACAUCAACUCACCAAUUUUGCGACCGAAUUCCUGGUCGAUGACGCGCUGAACGCCGCUGCAAAGCUCGAUGCGCAUUUCAAGGAGACUGGAAAGAUUGUAGGACCGCUACAUGGCCUGCCUAUCUCCAUCAAAGAGCACAUCGGACUCAAGGGUCGUAUUGUGCAUUCCGCCUACGUGGCUUGGGCGGACAACGUGGCCACAGAAGACGCUCUCGUUCUGCGUCUGGCUGCCAAGGCUGGGGCGAUCUUUCAUGUUCGCACCAAUGUGCCUCAAAGUUGCAUGCACCUCGACUGCAGCAAUCCCAUCUACGGCACGACAGUCAACCCCUACAAUCGCAAUCUCACAUCAGGCGGCUCCAGCGGCGGCGAAGGAGCUUGCCUCGGACUUCGUGGCUCUGUAUUGGGCCUCGGUACUGACAUUGGGGGUUCCGUUCGUGGACCGGCGGCCUUUUGUGGCUGCUAUGGCCUUCGUACGACGGCUCUGCGCAAUCCAUACAAAGGCAUUUGCGUACCGGGUCUAGGUCAAGAGAGCAUUAGAUGCAUAUUGGGCCCGUUGGCAAACAGUGUUUCAGACAUACAGCUUUUUGAAGACGUUGUUCUCAAUCAAGAGCCUUGGGAUGAGGAGACUUCUCUUGUGCCUCUACCGUGGAAGAAGAUUGAGCCGUACCAGCCUGGACAACUUACCGUCGGUGUUAUCUGGGACGAUGGUAUGGUCCAUCCGCACCCCCCAGUCACUCGUGGCCUCAAGUACGCGGUGGAGAAGCUCAAGGCAGCCGGCGUAAAAGUUGUAGACUUUGAGCCGUAUAAGCACAGCGAAGGCGCUGAGAUCAUUGAGCUUCUCUACUUCCCUGACGCGGCUGCUACGCAGAGGGAAGUCCUCGCAGAAGGAGGUGAGCCAGUUGCGCCGUUGACGGAAUGGGCAUUCAACUACUCAAAGCCUGAGCCGCUCACAAUAAGAGAAAACUGGGACUUGAACCUGCGAAGAGAGGCGUUUCGUGAAGACGUCGACAGUUACCACCGGGUUAUGAAAGAACGCGGCGUCGAUUUCAUCCUGUGCCCCGCCUAUGUCGGCGUUGCCGCGAAGUGCGGCACUCCCCAGUACUGGCAUUACACAACUAUCUGGAACAUCCUUGACCAUCCAAGCAUCACCUUUCCGACUGGUCUUCAUGUUGAUCCUGCGGUGGACGUAGUCGAUACGGAUUACAAGCCCCGUUCUGAAACCGAAGAAAGGGAGUAUAAAAAAUAUGUUCCAGAAGAGUUUGUAGAUGCUCCCAUUGCCCUGCAACUUGCUGGAAAGCACUUCCGUGAUGAGGAGACGGUGGCAGCAGCAGCGUUGGUGACAAAGAUAAUCCAAAAUUGA
Molecule: messenger RNA, 1638 nt
Organism: Colletotrichum orchidophilum
Lineage: Eukaryota; Fungi; Ascomycota; Sordariomycetes; Glomerellales; Glomerellaceae
Exons: 5
Coding region: 1-1638 (545 amino acids)
Source: RefSeq, a predicted model, not a curated record